AUGAACGCGAGAAACAAAGACAAUUGUAGACAUAGGGCGUUUAGUGGUUACCAACCUAUGUUUGAGGUUCCAAACAGCCUUCCAACUUUCGUAGAGCUUUGCGGAGGAGGUGGCUUCUCGAUCUGCGACUGGGUCGGCGCCCUCGACUGCCGCAUGGAGCCAGAAAAAUUGAGGUUUUACACUCCGAUGAUUGAAGGAGCUAUGCAGGCCACGAGAGCUAGAAUUAUUCCGACGUAUUCCUAG
Morchella importuna is the source of this 243-nucleotide messenger RNA. RefSeq lists its product as uncharacterized. The coding region runs from base 1 to 243 and encodes 80 amino acids. The record is from RefSeq and is a predicted model, not a curated record. NCBI's taxonomy places the organism in Eukaryota, Fungi, Ascomycota, Pezizomycetes, Pezizales, Morchellaceae. The transcript is spliced from 3 exons.